AUGCUUGGGGUUUCAAUUAAGCCUUUACCCAGGCACGAAAACGCGGUUAUUCAGACCGGUGUCGUUGCUUGCUAUGGCCUUGCCUUCGGAAGGGGUUUUGAUUCAUAUUUGAUUGCAUUGGAUGAGCAAAAGGCUGAACUCAUCGGGGUUGUUUAUCCGGGUACCCAAGCGGGAGAUUUUAAGCACCCAGGCCUGGUGUGGAUGAUUGGGUUUUUAUUUCUAGUUAGCCUCCUUGUCCUUUUUAGUCUUGUUCCACUUCGUCAGGUUUUUGACCUGGUUUCUAAGCUUCCAUAUCCUUUUGGAACAGCAACUCCAUUGUUUCAUAUCAACACUAGAGCUGCACUGGCAGGGAAGCAAGUCCGUUGGCCUAUGACGGUGAUGACGAAGCAGCGAGUCCGGAAUGUGGUUUCGUGGCCUGAGUUGAUUGUUACAUAUGCAAAGAGUAGGGAUAUGGAGUCAGCAGGGGACGUGUUUCAUGAGUUGCUUGUGAAGGAUGUGGUAGCAUGGGCCACAAUGGUCACAGGCUAUGCUCAGCUUAAUACACCAAUGGCAGCGUUAGAGUUCUUCACGACCAUGCACAUUCCAGGGAUGGGGCCCACUGGCGUUACAUUGGUGCGCAUUCUUUCGGCUUGUGCCCCACUGGGUGCAGAAAAGUAUGCGAAUUGGGUUCGGGAUAUAGUCGAGAAAUGUGGAUUUGGGCCAGCUGGCAAUGUUGUUGUGGGAUCCGCAUUGUUCGAUAUAUACUCAAAAUUAGGGAGUUGGGUUCACAGCUGGGAAGUCUUCAUAGCGAUGGCGGAAAUUGAGAAUAUUGGGCUUCCUAUGCAUGGACAUGGUAAAGCUGCAAUUAGACUGCUCACCCAACUUGAGAAAAUUGGGAUUCAACCUGGUUGGAACACUUUCUUUGGUUUUCUCGGUGGGUGUACCCAUGCUGCUCUAGUGACUAAGGGUCGUUGA
Messenger RNA from Alnus glutinosa, 954 nucleotides. Its product is annotated as pentatricopeptide repeat-containing protein At5g44230-like. Bases 1 to 954 code for a protein of 317 amino acids. Lineage: Eukaryota; Viridiplantae; Streptophyta; Magnoliopsida; Fagales; Betulaceae. Gene Ontology annotation, biological process: RNA modification. The transcript is spliced from 2 exons. The record is from RefSeq and is a predicted model, not a curated record. Gene Ontology annotation, molecular function: protein binding; oligopeptide transmembrane transporter activity; RNA binding.